AUGUUGAACAAGCCUGAGAGGAACUAUUCGGUCUAUGAAAAGGAGUUUGUUGCAGUGGUGCACUUUGUCAAGUUCUUCAGGACCUACUUGUUGGGACGUCAUUUUUAUGUGUAUACCGAUCAUCAGGCGUUGAGGUAUAUCUUGUAUAUCAAGAAUGACGCAUCAAGUCGGGUGUUACGUUGGCAAUUGGCUAUGCAAGAAUACGACUUUGAUGUAUACUAUCGACCUGGGAAGCAGAAUGCAAACCCUGAUGCGUUGUCAAGGUUACCAGAACGAGCCUAUGCGCAAGAGGAGAGGCUUCAUAGUGAGGAUAAUGAAGAAGACGUGAAGAGCCUACGGCAAUGGGUCUUGUUGACACAAAAGACAUUCUCGAAUCAUACAACACCGGUACAACAGCAUUCAAGAGGGUUGGCUAAUUUACGAGGAGGAGUAGAUGCGCAAGAAUAUGCAGACCUAUGGAUGUAUCUCACUGCCAUGUCUUAUCCACCAAAAUAUGAUGAGAAGGCACGAGCAAGAUUGAGGGCAAAAGCAGCAGACUAUGAGGCACGAAAGGAUGGCAUCUACAAGAGACCAAAUGAGAGGCAUGGAUAUCGCAAGUUGGUACAAGAAAAAGAGUUGUUGAAGGUGUUACAAGAAUGCCAUGACCAUUGGAUAGCGGGACAUCAAGGUGUAAAACGCACAUGUGAUCGAGUUUGCGAAAGAUACUAUUGGCCUGGAUAUUUCAAUACGGUGAGGCAGUAUGUCAUGUCAUGCAAGGUGUGCCAACUGCAUGGACCAAAGAACCCACCAGUACCACUCAUACCAUACCAAGCACCAAAGGAAGGACCUUUAAGCGAAUUGAUGAUUGAUUUCCUUUCAGUGGGUGUACUAUCGGAGCAAGGCAAUACCUCGGCUAUUGUGGGAGUGGACAUGUUUAGUAGAUGGCCCGAGGCAAAAGCGACACCGAAUCAAACCGCCAAAGCUGCCGUGGGUUUCUUGUAUGAGUGGAUUUGCCGAUAUGGAUUACCAAGAAGAAUCAUCAGCGAUAAUGGGCCACAUUUUACUGCGGGAGUCACUACAGCUAUGUUGUCCAAGUACGGGUUACGCAUCGAGUUCGGUCCACCUCAUCACUCUCAUCGACAAGGAAAAGUGGAACGAAUGAUCAAGAGCAUAAAAGCUAUACUCAAACGGUUGUGCACGGCCUAUGUUGGUGCUUGGGAUGUGUGGUUACUAGCCGCGUUAUUCGUGAUCCGCACAUCGAAAACACAAGCAUAUGACGCUUCUCCCUUCUUCAUUAUGCAUGGAAGACAUCCACGAACUCACGAAGAUUAUGACUUACCCCAGUCUGAUGAGGCAGGAGAGGAUGAUGAAGAGCUGUUGGUGUUGCGACUUGAAGAAAUCAUUGGUCACCAUGAGUACACAUUACCAAGGAUGAUAGUGAGACAAGAAAAGUACCGAUGGAGUAUGAAAGAAAAAUAUGACAAGAAGGCGAAGCCAGCGAGAUAUCUAUUAUAUGACCAAGUUUGGGUGCAAGAUAACAUCUCGAAGCGGUUUAAAUCAGCAUUACCUCCAAGAUGGUUUGGGCCCUACCGUGUCAAGGAAGUGCUGGGUAGAAAUACCUACCGAUUACAAGAUGGGAAUUUGACCCUCCCCCAUCCAUAUCAUGCUGACCAAAUGAAGAUUUACAUGACGCGUCCAAAAACCUAUACAAGUCAUCAUGAUUCAAGUGGUGAACUCGAGGAGCCUAGUAGCCAUGGACAAGUUGAGGUGGGAGGCAUGAGGGGCUCUCUACCUCCCACCUGGAGGAGUGUAGUGAAGGAUGAUAGCCCGGAUCUGAUGCAGCAGCCAGGAAUGAAAAGAUCGGCUUCCGAGACCUCACCCCAACAUCCCACAAGCCAUGCAUAA
Lichtheimia ornata is the source of this 1884-nucleotide messenger RNA. RefSeq lists its product as uncharacterized. The transcript has a single exon. Gene Ontology annotation, biological process: DNA integration. Gene Ontology annotation, molecular function: nucleic acid binding. The record is from RefSeq and is a predicted model, not a curated record. Bases 1 to 1884 code for a protein of 627 amino acids. NCBI's taxonomy places the organism in Eukaryota, Fungi, Mucoromycota, Mucoromycetes, Mucorales, Lichtheimiaceae.